Molecule: messenger RNA, 722 nt
Organism: Prionailurus viverrinus (fishing cat)
Lineage: Eukaryota; Metazoa; Chordata; Mammalia; Carnivora; Felidae
Gene: SMIM9
Product: small integral membrane protein 9
Exons: 4
Coding region: 232-594 (120 amino acids)
Source: RefSeq, a predicted model, not a curated record
GCAUCCCGCAUUUCCUGGGACGAUUGCAUUCAAUUUAACUCUCCUCCAUUUGCUGCAACUGCUCCCAGAUUGCUUUUUCCUUCCGAUGCCAGGAGGAAAUGAGGAAACUCAUCUGGAAAGCGCUCUCCUCCCGCCAGACGACUCUUUCUGCCUUGGAAAGAGCCAAGGAAAAAGGCGUCUCCUGCUGGCCAAAUGAGCUAGGAGUACAGCAGAGGGGCCCUCAGGAGAGUCAUGGAACCCCAGAAGCUGGUGAAUGUAGGAUUUCUGCUGUGUUCCGUGAACUGCCUCUUGUUAGAGACUGUAGCUUCCCCCGCAUCACCUUUAUCUGCCUCUGAAACACAAGACGCAGCAGGAUGGAAACCACGGUCAAGGGGUGUGCUUGCCGUGAGGAUGAAUCUUCCCAUCACCUCCGGAAGACGUCAGAUUCAUGUCUCAGAAAACCACAGGUCCUGGCUGAGCAACUUCAGGAAUUACUUGCAGGAUCACAUCAAGAACUCCAUACCUUCAGGAGCCAUUUUUGCUUUUCUGAUCACCGCAACCAUGAUGGGGAUCCUCUGUUGCCUCACUAUUCUUGUAGGUGAACCAGUCCAAUGAAGCACUAGAAAAUUCAGUUGGACAACUGUGGUGUUUGGCUUGCUGGAUUCCGAGGGAGUGCAGAGUGUGCUAUUUGCUUACAGUAAGGAGGUACCUGUUGGUUAAAAUUAAAUUGUCUUCCAUGUUUA